This is a messenger RNA of Etheostoma spectabile (orangethroat darter), 1098 nucleotides long. RefSeq names its product transmembrane protein 220 (gene tmem220). The record is from RefSeq and is a predicted model, not a curated record. Lineage: Eukaryota; Metazoa; Chordata; Actinopteri; Perciformes; Percidae. The coding region runs from base 429 to 938 and encodes 169 amino acids. The transcript is spliced from 6 exons.
GUCAGGGCAGAGAACGUCCAGGCUUUAAUCCAACGUAGUUAAUGAAAAUAGAUCUGUAUUGUGCCUUUUUCCCACGUUAGAAGAUAGUUCUGUUAUAUAAAAACAGAACGGUGAUUAUAAGACUGUAUCUCUGGGUGUAAUUCUGACAGUUAUGCAACCGAAAAUUGCAAAAACAAAAGAAAAUCCGUGUAAAAUGAUGGUUUACGUGCUAAUAUCAGGUCAAAAAGUGACUCGCUAUGGAUAUGGAGAUAUUAAAUCAUCUGUGGAUUAUGGUUUAUGUCCAAACAUGUCAGUGCAACAUGCAGAAGUAGUCAAUAUCAAACUACCCCUUACUGUUUAAUCAGACGUGAAGGACUGGGUCAGCGUUGGUUUCUGAUGUCUACGCGUCCCGCAGGCCCGGGUGGGGAAGGGAAAGAUUAAAAACAACAAUGGGGGAAGUUUGUCAAGAGGUGAACUCAUGGCUAUCUGUCAUGUGGCGAGUCUGCAACUUGUUCAUGUCUUUAUUCUUCGCUCUUGCGACAUAUGUACAGAUCAAUGAUCCAGACGCAGGGUUAUGGAUGGUUGGUUAUGGUGUCCCUGCAGUCCUGUGUGCAUUCAUUGGCUUGACCCCCCAUUUGACAGAGACGUUGCCAUGGAGGCGUGUUGCUGAUCUCCAUGUGAUGGUUUCCAGCUCCGUUGUUGCCAUGUUGGGAUGGAGACUCUACAGAGAACGGAUCACAGAGAUCUUCCAACAGGAGCAGGGCAGAGAAUUUUCUGGUCUCAUGUUGACCAUCGUUUGGCUUCUCAUGUGUCGCCACUCUGGAAGGGCUCCAGUCGGGAUGCUCCGAGUCUCAACAGCCGUUGCCAUCACGGUCUUCCCGUUUGUGGCCUGGCUCUACUACUACGUCAAUAAGGAGCUGACAGCAGACUGGCCUUCACAUUGUAAAACUGCCAUUUAGACACCGACUUCUUAUUGUUUUGUCUGAUUAAAUAUUAAUUUUGUCAUGUUGUUUGGCUGAAUAUACCGGACCAAGAAUGCUGCUCAAGUAAAACAUUUAGUUUUGACAGAAUCACAUGACAGCUAUAAGGUGCCUUCUGUACUCUCUUUCUCUUUAAAGU